UAGAAAAAUAUCAAAGAUGAGUAACUUUGCAAAGAGAAAACCACAUGCAGUGUUAACUCCAUAUCCAGUUCAAGGCCAUAUCAAUGCAUUGUUGAAACUAGCAAAACUACUUCACUUUAGAGGCUUUCACAUAACCUUUGUAAACACUGAAUACAAUCACAAACGGUUGCUCAAAUCAAAGGGUCCAAAUGCCUUUGAUGGUUUCAAUGAUUUUAACUUUGAGACUAUACCAGAUGGUUUAACUUCAAUGGAAGGUGAUGGUGAUGUUAGUCAAGACUUACGCGCUCUUUGUCGAUCAAUCAUCAAGAACUUUCAUCGCUUUUUUCGUGAACUUUUUGCUAAACUUCACGAUUCUGCAACUGCUGGUCUUAUACCUCCAGUUACUUGCUUUGUUUCCGAUUGCUAUAUGCCAUUUACAGUAGAUGUUGCUGAAGAACAUGCUCUCCCAAUUGUUCUAUUUUCGCCGUGUAGUGCAUGUUUCUUCUUGGCUGGUUUUCAUAUUCCUAAAUUGUUUCAGAAUGGUCUACUACCACUCAAAGAUGAGAGUUAUGAAACAAAUGGAUAUUUGGACACUAUAGUUGACUGGAUUCCAGGUUUGAAAAACUUUAGAUUGAAGCAUCUUCCUACUUUAAUUAGGAUAAAAGAUCCUAAUGAUUUGAUGAUAGAAUUUAUGAUUGAAGUAGGAGAUAAAUGUCACAAAGCUUCUGCUAUUGUUUUCAACACUUCUAAUGAACUUGAGAGUGAUGUUAUGAAUACUCUUAGUUCUAUAUUCCCUUCUCUAUACACAAUUGGUCCGUUCGCUUCGUUUUUAAGUCAAAGUCCGCAAAAUCACUUGGCAUCUUUAGAUUCUAAUCUUUGGAAAGAAGAUACUAAAUGUCUUGAAUGGCUUGAAACAAAAGAAUCAAAAUCUGUUGUUUAUGUAAAUUUUGGCAGCAUCAUAGUUAUGUCUCAAGAGAAAUUAUUAGAGUUUGCUUGGGGUUUAGCCAACAGCAAGAAACCCUUUUUGUGGAUUAUUAGGCCUGAUCUUGUCAUUGGUGGCUCGGUUGUUUUGUCAUCGGAGUUUGUGAAUGAAAUUUCAGAUAGAGGCCUAAUAGCAAGUUGGUGUCCGCAAGAGAAAGUGUUGAACCAUCCUUCAAUUGGCGGAUUCUUGACUCACUGCGGAUGGAACUCAACCACGGAAAGUGUAUGUGCUGGAAUGCCAAUGUUGUGUAGGCCAUUUUUUGCUGAUCAACCACCUAACAGUAGAAUUAUUUGCCAAGAAUGGAAGAUUGGGAUGGAAAUUGAUACCAAUGUAAAGAGAGGGGAGGUAGAGAAACUGAUCAACGAAUUGAUGGUGGGAGAGAAAGGAAAGAAGAUGAGGCAAAGGGCCAUGGAGUUGAAGAAGAAGGCAGAGGAGGAUACAAGAUUUGGUGGUUGUUCAUACAUGAACUUGGAUAAAGUGAUUAAGGAGGUCUUGCUUAAACAAUAUUAGAUUAAUGUGAUCUUUUCUUAUUGGAUUUAUUUCUUUUGCAAGCACAAAUAAUGCAUAAUUUAGAAGUUCUAAUUAUAUCUAAAUGACAAAAAUUAUCAUAGAUGUCAUUUUUGUUGUAUGCACGGAAGAAAUGACAAACACUUAUUUUUGUUGUAAGCAGUUUUAGCAUAAGCGCUUAUGCAUAAGCUAUUUUUAUAACAAAAGAUAAAAUUAA
Messenger RNA from Medicago truncatula (barrel medic), 1685 nucleotides. Its product is annotated as 7-deoxyloganetin glucosyltransferase. Bases 17 to 1471 code for a protein of 484 amino acids. NCBI's taxonomy places the organism in Eukaryota, Viridiplantae, Streptophyta, Magnoliopsida, Fabales, Fabaceae. Gene Ontology annotation, molecular function: quercetin 3-O-glucosyltransferase activity; quercetin 7-O-glucosyltransferase activity. The transcript has 2 exons. The record is from RefSeq and is a predicted model, not a curated record.